Messenger RNA from Silurus meridionalis, 2698 nucleotides. RefSeq names its product solute carrier family 25 member 42 (gene slc25a42). NCBI's taxonomy places the organism in Eukaryota, Metazoa, Chordata, Actinopteri, Siluriformes, Siluridae. The record is from RefSeq and is a predicted model, not a curated record. Bases 1391 to 2356 code for a protein of 321 amino acids. The transcript is spliced from 9 exons. Gene Ontology annotation, cellular component: mitochondrial inner membrane. Gene Ontology annotation, biological process: transmembrane transport.
ACGUCCAGUUACCAGCGUGACACUAAAAACAGGGAGCUUUUGCUACUUUUUACUUCAAUACAUAUCAGAGCCCAAACUUCUUUACUUUAACUUGAGUAAAAACGUGUAGUCACUACUUUAAAUUUUAACUUUUAUCGUGUCUUUUAAAACACGAGUAUCUGUACUUCUACUUGAUUGAAGGGUGUGUUUACUUUUGCCAUCGCUGAUGGUGACAAAGGUAUGCUUUUCUAUGCUUUUGUAAUGUCUGCAUGCCGUCUCUUUCUUUCUUUUCUUUUGUUAUACCUGUUUUGAUUUCAAUAAAGUUGCUGUUAAUUAAUGUUUGCAAUAAAGAGAAAAAAAAAAGCAUAUGUUCUGACCAAUCAGAUUCAAGCAUUAAACAGCACAUUACAUAAAUAACUAUAGGCGAAAGUACAGGAAAAGACCGAAAAUUAUAUAUGUUGGUUCCAAAAUAAUGCCUUAAUUCUGCAAUUAAGCUAAAUUUGGCAAAUCCUGACGAUCAGUACAUGCCCUGACCUGUCAUUUGCUGUCACGCCCCUCAAACGAACCUAUCCCGACUUGCUUUUGCGUCGAGAGACUUCAUUUCCCAGAAUGCACCCCGCUUCGCCCUUGCGUGCCUUUCUCAAACAGAGGCUACGUUUUAAACGGCGUGGCAUCUCCUACACAAGUGCGCACUUCACGGAACACGAAUGAGGGGAGUUUAGUGCACUUGAUUUCGAAAGAUUGGCGGAUGGGAAUGGAGACAGGAGCGUCAACAGGUCCGGGCGAAAACAGCAUGGACGGUACACGGUAGCGUGUGUCAGUCGCCGUCGCCGUGAACGCAGCUGACUCCUGCGGGGUUUGUGGGACCUGGAGACGGGCGUGUGCGGGUUUGAGUGGGACUGUGAAGCCUGUGUCGCUGUGGGUAAAGCCUCCUGCGUGCUGAGCUGCCGCUGGGUUCGCGUUAGGGUUAGCUGGCUAAAUCUCAAGGGGAGUGGUUGUCCUAAGGGUCUAGUUUGUUCAGCAUUCCGUCCUGCAGAAAACAAAACAAAAACAACCAGAGAGAAAGUUUCUAUCAUCAGAAAAUUCGACAACCUUUCACCCAGAAAACCCACCACGCACAACAGCAUGAUAUCCGAACACCGUGCAAACGUUGUGCUUGACUGUGACUGAGAAUAGCACGCGAUUGUGGGCCAGCUGGGUGAAGUCAGGUUUCCCCUCAACAACACCGUGAGCUCUGCAAAAAGCCGUUUGUCUCUUCAGCUGUGCUUUGACCUGACCUUCCAAACCAUGGAGAGAUAGCGUGGAAAAAGGCAGUCGUUCUGCAAGUGUAUGUGUGCUGCCAAACCCCCUUGAGUGCAAGGAGUGUGUGUGUGUGUGUGUGUGUGUGUGUGUGUGUGUAUAAAAGGCUGGCAUGGGGAAUGGAGUGCAGGAACAUCGAGGGACUCUCACACAGAGUGAGAUGCUGCCACGGUCCCCCUCCAGCCAAUCAGAGAGUUGUAAGCAGGGCCGCACUGUGCUGAACUCGCUGCUCUCUGGAGCCUUCGCGGGAGCUGUGGCUAAAACAGCAGUCGCGCCGCUGGACAGGACCAAAAUCAUCUUCCAAGUGUCUUCAAAUAGAUUUUCAGCCAAAGAGGCGUACCGGUUGAUUUAUCGCACCUAUCUGAAGGAAGGCUUUCUGAGUUUAUGGAGGGGAAAUUCGGCCACCAUGGUGAGGGUCAUCCCCUACGCUGCCAUCCAGUUUUGUGCUCACGAACAAUACAAGAGGAUUCUAGGAGGCUAUUAUGGCUUUCAGGGCAAGGUUCUGCCUCCUGUGCCGAGACUCCUGGCUGGCUCACUGGCCGGUACCACAGCUGCCAUGAUCACAUACCCACUCGACAUGGUGCGUGCUCGCAUGGCAGUCACUCCGAAAGAAAUGUACAGUAACAUAAUGCACGUAUUUGUGCGGAUCUCUCGUGAAGAAGGACUGAAGACCCUCUACAGAGGAUUUACUCCCACUAUACUGGGUGUGAUUCCUUAUGCAGGCCUCAGCUUUUUCACUUAUGAGUCCCUUAAGAAACUCCAUGCAGAGAAGACAGGAAGAGCUCAGCCUUACUCAUACGAACGGCUGGGGUUUGGCGCGUGCGCCGGCCUUAUCGGCCAGUCAGCUUCAUACCCGCUGGACGUAGUACGCCGUCGUAUGCAGACAGCAGGUGUGACGGGCCACACGUACAGCACCAUUGGGGGAACCAUGCGAGAAAUCGUCUCUGAGGAGGGCGUCAUCCGCGGCCUGUACAAAGGCCUCAGCAUGAACUGGGUAAAAGGGCCGAUUGCAGUAGGCAUCAGCUUUAUGACAUUUGACCUCACCCAGAUCCUGCUCCGCAAGGUGGGAGUGCGAUAGAUGGUCGUUUUUUUUUUAGGGGUGAUACUGCCACUAAGAUGUCUGCCCAUGUCCCUCUAUCAGAGGUGGGCUGGAAUAGAAUAACAAGGGUCUUAUUUCUGCUUGUUUUGGACUUGAGGAAGAGUUGAAACCAGCCCACAUGCUGCUUGAGAAAGCAGGGAGUUUUACACACACAGACACAGAAAUGGGAAUCUAGUAAAAAGUUUGUGUUACCAUGUUUAGCAGGAAUGUGAAGUGACAUUUUAAUUGAUUUUUGUUUUCGAUUUUUGUUUUGUUUUUGAAGAAUCUCUUGGUACACACUAUGUGUGUGUGAUUGAAAUAGAAAUAGAGUUACAGACAGAA